AUGGAUUUUUCGACUUGGAGGACCUCGUCCAACCUGUCCCGAGAUAGCGACGCUGCCGAGACACUCGAGAUCCGCCUCCAAGAGCUCACCAACAUCCUAAGCGACGAGAGCCGCCGACCUCUUCCACAUCCAUGCAUCCAGUACUGCUCGCUCAAGCAGAUCUACAUCCCCAUCGGCAAGAUCGCCACGACUUCGUACAAUGAGUGGAUCAUCAAGGAAGCUGUCCUCUUCUUUGCGACUCUGAUUGAGAGCGAAGAGGAAGCUUUCGUCGAGAACCAGACCUUUGCCGCCAGCUUGACCAACCUCCUCGUCCGCAUCACCGGCGUUAAUAGUGUGCGCCUCGGCCUGGAUACCGAGUCGCGCGUUGUCGAGCUUGCAUUCAACAUCACCACCAAGAUCCGGCUGGACCCGAGUAUCUUGCCAGCAUGGUUCAAGACGCACCGCGGCGUGGCGCUCCAGCAGAGGGAGAAGGACGACGAUACUCGCGAGGCGUUUGUUGGGCGGACGCAACGAGCCGACUUUCCUCUGUUUUACAUUCUCAUGGAUUAUAUCCAUCAUGAGGGCAAGGUGGGCGACUUUGCACGGACGGGCUUGCUCUACAUCAUCGAGGCGGCGUCGAGCUCUGGACCGUUGGAGCAGUGGAUUGUCGAGAGCGAUCUGUCGACCUUGAUGGCCACUGGUCUCGGUGCUCUGUACAGCCAGCUGAGCCGCAAGUUGGUGAUCGACCAUCUCCCUCAUGACCUACCUCCUAUUCUUGCCUUCUCCGACUACGAACAUCCUACUUCUAAUUAUGAGAUUAUCAGCUCGUGCUCCCCCGAGUUUCAGUCCCACCUUGAGGUUUUCCUAUCGCAUCUUUUGUUUUGGCAGGAUGUCUUGAACCACUGUCGGUCGGUGGAGGUCAAGUCGACUCUGCUGGAACACUUUCAAGUUAUUUUUCUACAACAGCUAUUAUACCCCUCACUGCUCGAAUCCUCUGAUAUUGAUGGAGGCUCGUCAGUGGCUGUAUUGACUUAUCUACGACGCAUCCUCGAAUCCCUUGAUCACCCUGAUAUGAUUAACCUUAUUCUUCACUACCUUCUGGCCCUGCCCGACUCUGUAUCCUCUGGGCGACCAGGCUCGAGCUCCUCAGUUAGCAAGGCACGAAAGCGCAAGUCGAUGGAUCUUGCUACCAUGCUGGCCGAGAAGUCUGACAUUACGGCCACUCCUUUACUGUUCAACCUCGUGGAUCUCAUUCUUGCGUGUUUGAGGUCGCAAAACCAGCAGACAAUUCACGUCACUCUACAGCUGGUGUCGGCUAUUCUCAAGCGACACCACAGAUAUGCUGUCAUUACUCUCCUCAAAACCGAGAUCCUCCCUCUCCAGAAUACGGUUCGAACAGUUGGAGCGCAAGAACAAGAGGUCGAAUAUAUCAUGUCAUUGGCUGCAACAAUAGGAGGAGAUGACAACUUUGACGAGGUGUACGAGGCUGUUCUGAGGGAUACAAUGUCCAAGCUUGAAAGCCACCCAUGCUCACUCAAGCUUGUUGCGCCAAGGGUGUCGACAACCAACCAGCGACUCCCUGACAGCCUCCCUGGAGCUCCCAGGGACGUUGGAGAACAUACUCUCCGACCUGACGAUCCUCUCCUCAAUGCGCUACUGGAUCUUCUCGAGAACUUCUUUGUUAACCCAGUGGAGACCAAUCUCUCUGUGACGGAAACACUUGUCAACCUAGCCAUCUGCGGUUUUAUGAAGAUUGAAGGAUGGCUGGCGCGUAACCCAACUACGUACAAGUAUGAUGAGGAUGAAAAGAAGCAACGCAAGCAUGAAGAUGAUGAGACAGUGGACACCGAGAUGGACGAAGACCUUGAAGAGCUACCGACGUCUCCUGAGCAGGAGCAACUCAAGGCCAUGGAAAAGUGCCGACAACGGCCGCAAUGGUCACAAGCUUCUCUGCCGCGAGUGUUCAACGUCCUCAAGCUAUUGGAGGAGCAGGUUUUAUCAUACAAGCAGACCAUACCUCGCUUUGAAGAAUUGGUACAGCAACGGCGUGAUGCCUUUAAGACAGCAGAUCAGAUGCUGCACAGCUCAGGCCCUACUCCAAAGCCCACUCCCGCACAGCAGGACACGCCCGAUCGACGGAGCCUCGAGGAAGCCUCUCGCAAUGGAUCUCCAUCUCGACCUUCGGCGCUAGAGGGUCUAGCCCACCGUCUACUUUCAGAAUUGGGAACGCCUAGCCGCCCCAACAGUCCUCGAGGACGCAAAGAGCUAUCUCGAAGCUCUGGAAGCGGUAGCGGGACACAUGGCAAGUCAGGCUUGGCUCCCUCGAAGGAGCUCUCGCACAGCAGAGGACGAGGCACGCCGGGGCGUAGUCGGUCUCCAAACAAGGGACGGGAUCACACCGACCCAACCCAGAAGGCCAAGGAGGAGGCGCUUGCCCGACAGAUGGCAGAGUUUGCGGCGAUGGAUCAGACCAUUCUUGCUAAGAGGGUUGGUUUACCAGAACCUAAAAUCGACCCCAUUCCUCUUACGUUUGAUAAGAAGCCAAUGCCCGAGCCGGUUGAGACAGCAGAGGCGGAGGAAUUUGAAGAUGCUAAUCCAGCGUCCCCUGCUGCUGAGAACAAGGACGAAACAAAGACGGAGGGUGAUGAGAUUGGGGCUGUCGAAGCCGUUUCCCCUGAACAGGAGGACUCUAAACCCGAGGCUGGAGAGACUGCGAAGGUUGAAGAGGCUGACAAAGUCGAAGAGGUCGCUCAAACCGAGGAUAAGGAGGUUGCCAAGACUACUGAAGCUGAUGCCCCUGAAGUGGAUGCCCUUGAAGCUGAAGCUCCAACUGAUGCUCUAGCUGAGACUCUAAAGGCCCUAGAGGCUGAGGCUCCCGAUGCUGUCGCCUCCAAAGAAGAGAACAUCCCAGAGAUUAUCGAACCCCCAACCCCUGAGGCCAAGACGGAGAAGGAGCCUCCAGUCACAGUGUCGGUCUCUCACAUCGUCACCAACGUCAUCAUCCUACAAUCCUUCCUGUUCGAACUGGCGAGUCUUGUCCAAGUCAGGGCGGGUCUAUUCGACGAGGUGCGGUUCGUGUAG
Messenger RNA from Fusarium vanettenii 77-13-4, 3060 nucleotides. RefSeq lists its product as uncharacterized. Bases 1 to 3060 code for a protein of 1019 amino acids. The transcript has 3 exons. The record is from RefSeq and is a predicted model, not a curated record. NCBI's taxonomy places the organism in Eukaryota, Fungi, Ascomycota, Sordariomycetes, Hypocreales, Nectriaceae.